ACUUCCCGUCAGUGAAAGUACGGAAGAGAUUCGCAGUGGCCGGAAACUUGUAGGGUAACGCGAUUUCUAGUCGGUUUCUGUUCCCUCUAUUUAACGUUACUAUCAGAAAGAAUGGCGUACCCAGGAUAUAACAGUUAUGGUGGCCCAAUGCCAGGGGUCCCAGCUCAGGGUAUGCCAAUGCCAGGGGUGCCAGCUGGAAUUCCUGCUGCGGGUGGAUACCCAGGACAACCAUAUGGGGGAUACCCUGGGAGCUUUCCUGCUCCCCCUGUGCAAGAUCCAAUGUGGGGAUAUUUCACAGCCAUAGCCGGACAGGAUGGUGAAGUUGAUGCUGAAGAACUCCAAAGGUGCCUCACCCAGACUGGAAUCAGUGGUACCUACAAUCCCUUUAGUUUGGAAACUUGCAGGAUUAUGAUCGCCAUGCUGGAUAGAGAUUACACUGGAAAGAUGGGCUUCAAUGAGUUUAAAGAACUCUUUGCAGUGCUAAAUGGCUGGAAGCAGAACUUUGUUAUGGUGGAUAGGGACGGCAGUGGAACCGUGGAAGCUCACGAGUUGUCCCAGUGUAUUACAAACAUGGGAUACAGAAUUACCCCACAAGCGCUGAACUGCAUCAUCAAACGUUAUAGCCGGUCAGGGAAGAUCUACUUUGAUGACUUUGUGGCGUGUUGUGUGAAGCUAAGAUCACUCACAGACAACUUCAGGAGGAGAGACACGAUGCAUCAGGGCAUGGUGAACUUUCAGUAUGAUGAUUUCAUCCUGUGUACCAUGGCUGUCUGAGGGAAUUUUCCUUACAGUCAUGCACUCCAAAAGUACUAACUGAGUCCAGCAAGACAUUUAGAGAUAUUUAUACUAAUGUGUCUGUGCAUUUAAACACAUUUGCUAAAGCAAAUUAUUAUGCCAGUAUGAUUUAUAUGUGAACAAGAGAGCUAACCAUAUAUUGCUCCAAAUACAUAUUUGUACCUUGGUUUAUUUUAAAUAGUUUCAUAUUCUUACUUUGUGACAUUUUAACUGUGUAUUAUGCUAAAACUAAAUAUAACCAGUUCACGUGC
This is a messenger RNA of Triplophysa rosa, 1046 nucleotides long. It is a transcript of the gene gca, whose product is annotated as grancalcin. The transcript has 8 exons. Gene Ontology annotation, molecular function: calcium ion binding. NCBI's taxonomy places the organism in Eukaryota, Metazoa, Chordata, Actinopteri, Cypriniformes, Nemacheilidae. The record is from RefSeq and is a predicted model, not a curated record. Bases 112 to 774 code for a protein of 220 amino acids.